GGAAUCAAUGCAUUUGGCAUCGGUCUCAGUACCAGUUCGUCUCUUCCAUCUUCCACUCAAGGUCGGUCAACUCUUCGGAGCAAGCUCGUUACACCAGGAAUGAAGAUGAAAGCCUCCUGGAAAGUCGCUAUCGCCGUAAUGGCGACCAUCUCGCAAGCACAACUUUAUAAGAUUCCACCAGCCGAGCUCGUCAACACCCGCUGCAACGACGGAAAAAAGCUGCCUACAGCUACGUACGGCGGUGACGGCAUCAUCUUCACCGUGUGCUCCGAGCGUGUGCUGAAGGCAUCGAUCGCAGAGACCUACGAUGCUCUCUUGGACUUCAGUCGCUACUCGGAAUGGAACUCAUUCGUCGUCGAUGUGCAACCAGUUGAUCCCAAAUCACUGCCACCCGGCCCUGCUCCCCUCGAAACCAAAGUGAAGUUCAUUACGCAGGGUUUGCUCGGGCCAUUCAAUUCUACCUCGGACGAAAUUGUCACCAUCGACAUAAGAAAUGUGGACGGCAAAGGCAAGAUUGCUGUCAAUGGCUGGAGAUAUGACGGUCCCGGUCAGCUUGCGGAACACCUCAACAUCCUCACAGACCUUGGUGAUGGUACGAUCAGAUAUGUCAGUUACGAAUCUUACUAUGGACUGCUAGCUCCUGUUCUGGCUCUUUUGUUGAAGAAAAACCUCCAGAAAGCCUUCGAUGCGCAGGGAGAUGAUCUGAAGCGAUAUGUUGAAGCCUAAAAGCAGAGUGCGCUGCCUCGAAAAACGCCACCAAGGUAGCGUCCAGUUGUCAAAACACCGCAUCACGAGAUUCUUGUUUGUUUUACGCCAAUACUGUCUCAUUCUCGUUCAGGAUGCACGAAGUUGGCGGACGCAAGGAAUACCUUGGUUCACUUCCAAACAGUCGGAUCCUGCCGAGGCACUGUGCAGAGAUGGAAUGAGAGUGAAGAAGGAUGACCGCGUCUCGUUCCUGACCUUCGCGCACAAGCACCGGCACAAGCCUCAUGACUUGCGACGAUGAAGGCUUGGAGCCUCUUGAUAAGCGUGUGUGAUUCCAGCUACGCCGCAUCCUUCGAGUAGAAGCACGCAACGAUGCUUCCUGGCUGAGCCGAAGGUUCAGCGUAGGCGUUGGCCAGACUGCGCCUCCGCCACAGCGCACAAUUAAUAACUUUGACUUCUCCACGAACGCAUGAUCGAUAUAUAGCGACCAUUGGAUCUGUACU
Cercospora beticola is the source of this 1208-nucleotide messenger RNA. Its product is annotated as SRPBCC domain-containing protein. The record is from RefSeq and is a predicted model, not a curated record. NCBI's taxonomy places the organism in Eukaryota, Fungi, Ascomycota, Dothideomycetes, Mycosphaerellales, Mycosphaerellaceae.